GCCGCACUUCCGGCCCGGUCGCCGGAUAUCCGCCAAGUGACCCUUACUAGUCCUUCUUGGUCUUGAAGUGGAAUAGGUGCCGCUGUCGCUGCUAGUUUUGAGUCCAGGAACGUGGCCGGACAUGGGACUGGAAGACGAGCAAAAGAUGCUGACUGGAUCCGGAGAUCCUAAAGAGGAAGAAGAAGAAGAAGAAGAAGAAGAGGAAGAAUUAGAGGAUCCCCUAACAACAGUGAGAGAACAAUGUGAGCAGCUGGAGAAAUGUGUAAAGGCACGGGAGCGGCUGGAGCUCUGUGAUGAACGUGUCUCUUCCCGAUCACAGACCGAAGAGGAUUGCACAGAGGAGCUCUUUGAUUUCUUGCAUGCAAGGGACCACUGUGUGGCCCACAAACUCUUCAAUAGCUUGAAAUAAGUGCUCAGCCUACAUCACCAGGAUAUCAAGCUGUUUCCUUGUGGUUUUGAAUGUGCCAUUUGUUUCUAAUUUGUGAUAACUGUAAGUUUGUAUGAACCUUGUGGAUUUGGGUUUGGCAAAUAGCUUAAUGUAAUUAGAACUGAUUCCAUCUUAAUAAAAUCCUGUUAUCUGCA
Fukomys damarensis (Damara mole-rat) is the source of this 582-nucleotide messenger RNA. Its product is annotated as cytochrome b-c1 complex subunit 6, mitochondrial. Bases 122 to 409 code for a protein of 95 amino acids. Lineage: Eukaryota; Metazoa; Chordata; Mammalia; Rodentia; Bathyergidae. The record is from RefSeq and is a predicted model, not a curated record. Gene Ontology annotation, biological process: mitochondrial electron transport, ubiquinol to cytochrome c. The transcript is spliced from 4 exons.